AUGGAUGAAUUAGAAAAGAAAUAUUAAGAUUAGAUUAAUACUUUACAGAAGGCUAUUAAGACAUAGAAUGAAGUGCUCAUCAACAAGAUUCAAACCAUCAUCAACUAAUCAACCCUGGAUGUGUUCCAAACACUCGAUAGAAACUUUGAAGAGUUCAGAUUAAAUUAUAGAGAAAUUAGAGACUUCAAAUAAUAGGACUAACAAUUCAUAAAUUAUGAGUAUUUAUGGGAUGAGAUUCAAAACUACGGCAACUAAAAUUUGAGAACACUGAGAGAAUAAAUUUCAAAUUCUAUUGGUGGCUUACAAGAGAAUAAACUAGCUACAAAUGCCGAUUAAUAAGUGUCCUCAUUAUUAGAUGUGAUGUAGCUAUUAUUGAAGGCAGCAGAAUUGUACAUGAAAAAUUUAAGGGAAGCCGUGUCUUUACCUAAUCCAAUUUCUUUAAAAGAUAAAUUCAAAUAAUCUCAAUAAGUAGUUGGAGGUUUUAAAGAUGGAAGAAUAGGUAGAUUUGCUAAUACUGUUGAAAGUAUCGCAUUUAAAGAGUGCUAAAUACUUAAUUGCAGUCAAAUAUUCGACAUCUUUCCUUUAUUGAAUAAAGAUCAAAUGCUAAUUGCAACAUAUGAGAAUGAAUUAUUCCUGUAUGAUGCAAAUUUGAAUUCAUUGAUACAAAGAAUAGAUUCCAUGAGAUUCGUACCAUGUUCCUGUUUGCAAUUAUACAAAUAGAAAGAAAAGGAGCUGAUACCUUCUAAUUUAAUGUUGUUGGGAGGAAGUGAAUUCGAUCCAAAUAUAUAUUUGUUUGAUUUAUAUAAUGGAAAAAAGAUAUAAACAUUUCCAGGACAUGAGAAAAGUGUGAGGUUUUUAUGUUAAUUGGGAGAUAUCAAUACAUUUGUAAGUUUAGGAAGAGAUUCAAAAAUGUUCUUUUGGAAUUUAAUUAAGGGAGAACCUCAUUAGAUACUGCCCAUUCCAACUAUUGAAAUUAUUGAGAUGCAAUUUCAGGUUUCGACUAAAUGCAUUUAUACGCUAAGCAUAGAUGGUAGAAUCUGUAUCAUUAAAAUAUUUGACGAUUUACAGACUUUUGGUAAGGCAGAGAUAGUUAAUUUGAUCGAAUUAGCACAGACAUCAAGUCUAUCGUAGAUGAUAAUUGAAGAGAGAUUGAGGGUGAUAUCUUUUAGUAAUGGGUGGUUGACAGGGUAGAAUUCAAUUAGAAUAUAUGAUGAGAUUCCUUUAUAGACAGCUAGAAAGAUGAAGAAAAUAAUGGAAAUAGGAUUGGAGAGUGAAAUUUCAUAAUUGAAUACCAUCCUUACAAAGGAUUAAUUGAUUGUGAUCAGUAUUGAUAAGGAGUCUGAGUAUCAGUUCAAAUGGUUUACAAGAUGUUUAAGAUGA
Molecule: messenger RNA, 1380 nt
Organism: Paramecium tetraurelia
Lineage: Eukaryota; Ciliophora; Oligohymenophorea; Peniculida; Parameciidae
Exons: 3
Molecular function (GO): protein binding
Source: RefSeq, a predicted model, not a curated record